GUGAAGAUAUAUUUCAGUGGAUGUCAACUAUCUUAGCUAAUAAAGUCUUGAAAUGAUGGUACCUAAGAUAUGGGAUCGAAUCUCGUCUACAACAUUUGUGACUUUGCCGUUAGACCACUAUGCAACAUAAAAAGAAGAUACAAACAUAUUCCAACACGCUUACAACACGAGUACGAACAAUACAACGUCCAAGUUUCAACAAGUUAUUCCAUAAAAAAAGUAAAAAUUCAAGGUUGUGAAAGUUCUAGACUGACCUUGAAACCUUCCAUAUUUUUUCUACCCAUUAGGCCAUUACCAGUCCAUCUGGACCAUUUCCAUAAUACAUAAUAACAUAUCCUCGUCCACAAAACCAGAUCAAUACCACCAGAUCGAGUCCAUCAAAAAAAAGUCUUAAACACAUUAUUCAUCGAUCAAAUAUUCAAAUAACAUCAUGUGCUUGGUGUUUGUUGUAGACGAAGACGAGAAAGUAAUCGGCCGAUACGCAGCAGGCGGCGCGUGCCCCUACUGCGGUGGCCAAGUCCAGGCUAUGGAUGUUGAGAAAGCAUGGCGUUUAUGUUAUGUCCCUUUUUACUUUCGCACCAAACGCAACUUUCACUGCUCCUUUUGUAAUCGCCCCUUGGUUAUUCAGUAACAUGCGGUACUAAAUUCCUCUCUUUAUUAAUUUUAUGUAAAAGGAUUUGAUAUUUGUAAAACAUUAUGCUACUUGUACAUAUAUUGUAAACAUUAUAUUUGUAAUACAAAUGAUAUUGUUUUAAUGUUUUUAAUAUUCUAAAGUAUUAGGCUCAAUAAAAAAAAAUGGCAUUAAUGGAACAAAAUUACAAAAAGUAUUUACAAACUAACAACACAUCAACACAAGUCGGUGGGACUCACUUUAGUCCUAAGAAGGAGUUUCAUUAACUACGUUAGGGAGCAGCUCAAGCGUAGAUAUACAUACGGGAGUUCUUCUUCUUACCUAUUUUAAAGAACAAAAAAUUCAAAAUUGCCCAAUCCAAAACAAUAAUACUCUUACAGUUCGUUUGGUAGUCGGUCAUAAAUGGUGUCAAUAGGAAUGAAUUUGUACGAAAUUUGUAAGAAAAAUCAAUGUCCAUUCUCAUGGUAAUGCUAGUUUGUUCAAAAUUAUCUCAUUUUCUUUCCAAAUUUCCAUUACCAUCCAUUAUCAUUUGGGGAGUAUGUGGUAUUUGGUGGAAAUAUAAAUUUAUGAAGAAAAACACCAAAUUUGAGACAAAAUUUCAUUACCAUGGACUUCAUGUUGUUAUUUUCUUGCCAAAUAACACUAAAAAUUUAUUUUCAUUCCCAUCAUUUAUUACCGGCUACCAAAUGGAUCGUUAUUUCUCAAACAUUUUCAUAUAGCGGACUGAAUGCAAUCCGCUCGAUCUCCCUAUAUAGAUUACCAAACACCUGCAUAGUAAGAUGCUCGAUCUCCCUAUAGAUUACCAAACACCUACAUAGUAAGAUUUUGAGCUUCUUAUA
Molecule: messenger RNA, 1470 nt
Organism: Spinacia oleracea (spinach)
Lineage: Eukaryota; Viridiplantae; Streptophyta; Magnoliopsida; Caryophyllales; Amaranthaceae
Exons: 1
Coding region: 431-631 (66 amino acids)
Source: RefSeq, a predicted model, not a curated record